AUGACCACUGGAACGUGGAACGGUAAGGAAAGCAGCUCUGAUUCUGCGUCUGAUGAGAAUUUGAGUUUGAAAAGACGCGCAGAGAAUAAAGCAUCGCGUGCUGUACUGAUGGAUUCGAGCGAGGAGGAUAUCCCCCUGUCACAGAAAACAACGCGGAAGAAACACAAGAAACACAAGAAACGUAAGUUAAAAAAGGAGGAGAAAGAGGAGGAGACCAAACCUAGUUACGACAGCGAUGAGAAUCUGUCUGCAUUGCCCAGGAAGAAAGUCAAGACGGUUAAACGCGAGGAAUCUUCCUCGGGAUCCCCCGACGAGUCCGCUGUCAAGAGGGAGAAAGACGAGGAGGCGGAGGCGGAGGCUGCAGCUGAGUACAAGUGGUGGGAGGAACAAAACAACGACGAUUCAAUCAAGUGGACCACUUUAAAGCACAACGGUGUCAUGUUCCCGCCGGAUUACCAGCCGUUGCCCUCGCACGUGAAACUGUACUACGAUAGGAAACCCGUGGAUUUGCCCCUGCCAGCGGAGGAAGUGGCCGGGUUUUACGCGGCACUGUUGGGCACUCAGCACGCUGAAAACACGAUUUUCCAAAAGAACUUCUUCCAGGAUUUCUUGCAGAUCCUGAGGGAGAACGGUGGUGCCCUAAAUGGGAUUAACAUUGUGCUGUUUGAUAAAUGUGACUUCAGCAAGAUCCAUGGGUACUUGGAACAGAAAAAGGAGGAGAAAAGGCAACUUAGUGCACAGGAGAGGAAACAACUGCGACAAGCGAAGGCCGAGGAGGAGGAACCGUACAAGUUCUGCGAGCUGGAUGGCCGCCGUGAACAAGUCGGUAACUUCCGCGUGGAACCACCGGACUUGUUCAGAGGCCGUGGUGCGCACCCUAAGACAGGUAAAUUGAAGAGAAGGGUGUACCCUGAAGACAUAAUGCUGAAUCUGAGUAAAGAUGCCCCCAUACCACCGGCCCCAGAGGGUCACCAUUGGGGGGAGAUCCGACACGACAACGCCGUUCAAUGGCUGGCGAUGUGGAGGGAGAAUAUCUUUGGAUCCUUCAAGUACGUGCGUCUGGCGGCAAAUUCGUCUCUAAAAGGUCAGAGUGAUUUUAAGAAGUUUGAGAAGGCGCGGGAGUUGAAAAAAUACAUCGACAGUAUCCGGCGUGACUACAGGAAGAACUUGAAGAGUAAAGUGAUGUUGGAAAGACAAAAAGCUGUCGCGUUGUACUUGAUUGACGUGUUUGCGCUGAGAGCCGGUGGUGAGAAAUCUGAGGAUGAGGCGGACACCGUCGGGUGUUGUUCUCUGAGGUACGAGCAUGUAACUUUGAGACCACCAAAGACUGUUAUCUUUGAUUUUUUGGGCAAAGAUUCGAUCCGGUUCUACCAGGAGGUUGAAGUCGACAAGCAGGUAUUCAAAAACUUGACAAUAUUCAAGCGUCCACCGAAACAGCCUGGUCAUCAACUGUUUGAUAGGUUGGACCCGUCGCUAUUAAACAAGCAUCUUCAAAACUACAUGCCUGGCUUGACCGCGAAAGUGUUCCGUACUUACAACGCAUCCAAGACGAUGCAGGAUCAACUCGACCUGAUACCAAACGAGGGUACCGUUGCAGAGAAGUUGCUACGGUACAACGCGGCGAACCGUGCUGUGGCGAUCCUGUGUAACCAUCAACGGACCGUCACGAAAUCGCACGCACAGUCGGUGGAGAAGGCCGUGCAAAGAAUAGAGGAGCUCACUUGGCAGAAGAUCCGUUUGAAGCGGACCAUUUUGCAACUCGAACCCUCGGAGCGCAAAUCUGAUCCGACAUUCUUCGCAGAGAUCGACACUUUGACGAGAGAACAAGAGGAGGCCAUCCACAAACGUGUCUUGGGACGAGAAAGGGCCAAAUACGAGAAGAAAUUUGCCCGGGAAAACGAGAAACGACAAUUCGACGGCGGAGAACCUCUACCACCUUCGACCCUGACCGAGUGGCUUGAGAAAGUUGACCAGAUGGGGCAAGAGUUUGCCACUGAAUUGGAGACUGGGCUAGUCGCCACGAAACCAUCGCUGAACACCGUUGAAAAGCUGCAAAAGCAAGUACAGAAGCUCGAGGAGCGCAUCAAGACGGCCACCGUGCAGCUACGCGACAAAGAGGAGAACUCGGAGGUCUCCCUGGGCACAUCCAAGAUUAACUACAUAGACCCACGUCUGUCCGUUGUCUUCUGCAAGAAGUACGGCGUGCCCAUCGAGAAAGUGUUCACGAAGUCUCUCCGCGAAAAGUUCAAGUGGGCCACCGAGUCUGUAGACGCGGAAUGGAGGUUCUAA
Huiozyma naganishii CBS 8797 is the source of this 2289-nucleotide messenger RNA. It is a transcript of the gene TOP1, whose product is annotated as DNA topoisomerase 1. Lineage: Eukaryota; Fungi; Ascomycota; Saccharomycetes; Saccharomycetales; Saccharomycetaceae. The transcript has a single exon. Gene Ontology annotation, biological process: DNA topological change; chromosome segregation; DNA replication. Gene Ontology annotation, cellular component: chromosome; nucleolus. Bases 1 to 2289 code for a protein of 762 amino acids. Gene Ontology annotation, molecular function: DNA topoisomerase type I (single strand cut, ATP-independent) activity; DNA binding. The record is from RefSeq and is a predicted model, not a curated record.